AUGCUCAGUUAUGGUUUUGUGAAAGUGUAUGUUAUGGUUAAAGUUAUGGCAAUGAACAGCAUUAAAUCUUUGAGAGGUAUCAUGAUUACUGAGGCAAUGGGGAUGGUGGACAGACGAACAUUUUCUGCUGCGGCAAAAAAGAAAGGGGGCAAAGGGGGAGCACCAGCUGAUGCUCCAAAAGUAUCAUCGCUGAGCAAAGAAGUCAAGUCUACAACUACGGUUGGUGGCAAUAUUCUCAAGGAUGGAACAGAUCCCAAGGUCUUGGCUGAUUCUGAAUACCCUGAUUGGCUGUGGCAUUUGCUUGAUAAACGUCCUGCAUUGAGUGAACUGAGAAGGAAGAAUAUUGAAACUCUCCCUUUUGAAGAUCUCAAACGCUUUGUCAAGUUGGACAACCGGGCAAGAAUCAAGGAAAAUAACUUUUCGAAGGCCAAGAACUGA
Messenger RNA from Dovyalis caffra, 438 nucleotides. Lineage: Eukaryota; Viridiplantae; Streptophyta; Magnoliopsida; Malpighiales; Salicaceae. The record is from the annotation of a GenBank genome assembly.